UCGGGAAGAUGGCGGCCGGGGUGACGGUUGGCGCUGGUCGGAGAGCGGCCGCUUCACCGCCGAGGAGAUGAAGCAGCCGCAUCGACAGGGUGUCCGCUCCAGUGUCCGAGCGUCAGCCAGUCAGCACAACUCGGCCCGGCUUUCCGGGAUCAGGAGUUGGAAAAGGAAGCCAUUGUGCGUAUGUACUUCUGAUAAUGGCAGAAAAACCACCAUCACUUGAUGCACCCUCACUUCUCAAUGUGGAUUUGUCUCUUCUGCCUCCCCUGGUGAAUGGGGAUGGAACACAGGUUAUUUUGGUUCAAGUCAACCCAGGUGAGACAUUUACUAUAAGAAGAGAGGAUGGGCAGCUUCAGUGCAUUACAGGCCCUGCUCAGGUUCCAAUGGUGUCUCCAAAUGGUUCAGUGCCUCCUAUUUAUGUGCCUCCAGGAUAUGUGUCACAGGUCAUUGAAGAAAAUGGUGUUCGAAGGGUGCUGGUGUUACCUCAGCAGCCAGAGUUUCACCCUGGCAGUCACCCACCAAUACAUCCUCAUCCUUACAUGCCUGCGUUUCUUCCUCCACCUGUCCUGCCACAUCAUCAAAUGUACUCUACAGGACCAGGAGAUGUUGCAACAUCAUAUGUUCCACAGCAUCAUCCUCAGCAUUCAUAUGCAGAUCAAGAAUCUCAUCCUUCUCAUGGGAGAUCCAACUUUAUCCACAGAGAUGAAAGGACUAGCAAAGCUUAUGAACGCUUACAAAAGAAGCUGAAAGAUCGACAAACUAAUGGAUCAAAAGAUAAGAUCAGCAGCCCACCAUCCUCUCCCCACAAACCUCCCACCAGUGACCAAAAUGAACAAGGUAGUCUAAGAACACCCACAGGAAUGGUGAAGAAUAAAUCAGAUAGGAAAAUGCAAGGCACACCUGAAAUAAGUACAGAAAUGUUUGAUGAAGAUACAGACACAAAAGCUCUUGAAGCAUUUCUAUCAGGUGUUGGCAAACCUGUGGUAUCUGACAUCCAGGCAAGGACAGCUGUGCUCACGUGGGCUCCUCCUUCAACCACAAUAAGUGAUGACACUGAUAGCGAUGUUGUACCUAAACCGUGCAGCUAUGAAGUUGCUAUUUCAAGUAGUGGGAAGUUCAAAAUUAUCUAUACAGGACAAGACAUGAGUGUCACAUUGCAGGACUUAAAGCCAGCUACAGAGUAUCAAACCAGGGUGCAAGCAGUGUGUAACCUAAUAAGAGGGACCCCAUCGGAAUCGGAAUGUUUUACAACAUUGUGCAGUGAACCAGACACACCAAUGCCACCUCGAGUAAUAAACAGGACCAAACACACUUUAAGUCUACAGUGGAAGGCUACAUGUGACAAUGGUUCCAAAGUCACCAACUAUAAUUUGGAAUGGGAUGAGGGGAAAGGAAGCAAUGAAUUUUCCCAAUGUUAUUUGGGGCCACAAAAGCAAUUCAAAGUUACCAAAUUAUCACCAGCCAUGGGAUACAGAUUUAAGUUAGCAGCCAGAAAUGAACUUGGAAUGAGUGGUUUCAGUGAAGAGGUGCUUUUCUACACAACUGGCAGCGCCCCUCCAACACCAGCGAGUCCUCAGCUUGUUAAAGCUGGAGUCACAUGGCUGUCCUUGCAUUGGAGCAAGCCUUCAGGAUCCUUAUCUGAUGAGGGCAAUUGUUAUAUUUUAGAAAUGGAAGAUGAAACCUCAGGAUAUGGGUUUAAGCCAAAAUAUGAUGGCGAGGAUCUUGCGUGUACAGUAAAAAACCUUAGAAGAAGCAGUACGUAUAAAUUUAGGGUAAUUGCAUACAAUUCUGAAGGGAAGAGCAACCCUGGUGAAGUAAUGGAGUUUGCCACCUAUCCAGACAAGCCUGGAUCACCAACUAAACCUUCAGUGAAGGGGAAAGUUCAUGCUCACAAUUUUAAAAUAACAUGGGAUCCACCCAAGGAUAAUGGAGGGUCCGCAAUUACGAAGUACGUGGUUGAGAUGUCAGUAGGUGCAAAUGUUUCAGGGAAUAAGUGGGACAUGGUUUACAGUGGAUCGACCAGAGAAUAUGUGUGUGACCAUCUUAAUCCUGGAUGUACUUACCAGUUGCGAAUUUACUGCAUCAGUGAAGGAGGACAGAGUUCGGUCUCAGAAACAUUACUAGUGCAGACACCAGCAGUUCCUCCUGGUCCUUGCCAACCACCAAGACUUGUAGGUAAAGCACGGGCAAGAGAAAUACAGUUACGAUGGGGCCAUCCUCCAAUAAUUGGCGGUUCCCAAGUAAUGAGUUAUAAGCUGGAAAUGUCUACGUCAGACCUGACUGAUCCCAAGGAAGUAUACCAGGGGCCCGAAAUGGAAUGUACAGUCAGCAGCCUGCUUCCAGGAAAGCUGUACAGUUUUCGACUUCGGGCUGCAAACAAAGCAGGGUAUGGACCUUAUUCAGAAAAAUGUGAAAUUUGUACAGCAGCCGGAUGUCCUGAUCAAUGCAAAGCUCCACAUGUUGUGUGUAAAACAGCUACCUGUGUGCAAGUCAGUUGGACAACCCCAGCUGGUAAUGGUGCUGACGUGACAGAGUACAGGUUGGAAUGGGGAGUAGUGGAAGGUGUAAUGCAAAUCUGUUAUUGUGGACCUGGUCUAAAUUAUGAAGUUAAGGGGCUCUUGCCAGCCACUACCUACUUCUGUAGAGUGCAGGCAUUGAAUGUUGCUGGUGCAGGUCCUUUCAGUGAUGUGGUUUUGUGUAUGACUCCAGCAUCUGUUCCAGCUGCUGUAAGUUUUCUGCAAAUAAUGGAUGAGGACCAGCUUGAUAUACCACUCGAUUCCCCAUCAACUUGUCUUGCCAUACAAUGGGAAGAGCCUCGUGAUCAUGGUUCUGAAAUCACAAGCUACAGUAUAGACUUUGGUGACAGACAGCCAAUAAUGGUGGACAGAUCCACUAGCCAUAUCAUUCGAAAUCUACAGCCAGAUACAACAUACAGAAUACGAGUACAAGCUGUAAACAGCAUUGGACCUGGUCCUUUUAGCCACACCAUCAAGACAAAAACAAAACCACUGCCUCCAGAGCCACCUCGACUCGAAUGUGUCGCCUUCAGUUAUCAAACCCUGAAGCUCAAAUGGGGAGAGGGAACUGCAAAAGUUUUAGCAUCGGAUGCCAUUCAGUAUGUCUUGCAAAUGGAGGACAAGAAUGGGAGGUAUUCAACAUUAUACAGGGGACCAUGCCACACACACAAAGUUCAAAGGCUCAGUGAAUCAACAUGCUACAGAUUUAAAAUUCAGGCGUGUAACGAAGCAGGUGAAGGACCCUUUUCUGAAGUUUACACUUUCACAACUACCAAAUCUCCCCCAUCUCCUCUUAAAGCUCCGAGAUUAGAGCAACUGAAGGAGAAUGUGUGUGAUCUCACAUGGGAAGCUUUGCCAGCAAUGAAGGGGGAUCCAAUUGUUUACAACGUUCAGGCCAUGGUUGGCAAAGACUCUGAAUUCAAACAGCUUGAAUGCAACACAGGUCAGAGAAGUGAUCCUACAAUAUUGUGGCCUCUGGAAGCAUGGUAUUGGUAAAUAUACCCAAGUACAUAAAGGAGAAUCUGGCAGUACAACAUUGCAGCAUUAAUUGAUGCAUUUACCUUAUUGAGUUAAUUCAUUCUCAAGUUGAAGCAUCAAUCAA
Molecule: messenger RNA, 3615 nt
Organism: Carcharodon carcharias (great white shark)
Lineage: Eukaryota; Metazoa; Chordata; Chondrichthyes; Lamniformes; Lamnidae
Gene: fndc3a
Product: fibronectin type III domain containing 3A
Exons: 26
Coding region: 195-3509 (1104 amino acids)
Molecular function (GO): protein binding
Source: RefSeq, a predicted model, not a curated record